UGCGUGUUUCCGGAAGACGUGGCGGCUCUCGCCUGGGCUGCUUCCCGGCUUCAUUUCUCCCGACUCAGCUUCCCACCCUGGGCAUUCCGAGCUGCUGCCACCGCUGCCCUCGCCGCCGCAGCCAUGAUCUCCUUAACGGACACCCAGAUAUAGCUCUGUGCUGUGGCCCAGGAGGGCAGUGGAGGAUGGUCCAAGUGCUUGGGCCCUGCACCCGCAUGGGAGACCAGGAGGAAGCACCUGGCUCCUGGCUUCAGAUCCGCGUAGCUCCGGCCGUUGUGGCCAUUUGGGGAGUGAAUCAACGGAAGAAAUUGGAAUGGGAUUAACAGGAUUUGGAGUGUUUUUCCUGUUCUUUGGAAUGAUUCUCUUUUUUGACAAAGCACUACUGGCUAUUGGAAAUGUUUUGUUUGUGGCUGGCUUGGCUUUUGUAAUUGGCUUAGAAAGAACAUUCAGAUUCUUCUUCCAAAAACAUAAAAUGAAAGCCACUGGAUUUUUCCUGGGUGGUGUAUUUGUAGUCCUCAUCGGUUGGCCUUUGAUAGGCAUGAUCUUCGAAAUUUAUGGAUUCUUUCUCUUGUUCAGGGGCUUCUUUCCUGUGGUGGUUGGCUUUAUUAGAAGAGUGCCAGUUCUUGGAUCCCUCUUAAAUUUACCUGGAAUUAGAUCAUUUGUAGAUAAAGUUGGAGAAAGCAACAAUAUGGUAUAACAACAAGUGAAUUUGAAGACUCAUUUAAAAUAUUGUAUUAUUUAUAAAGUCCUUUGAAGAAUAUUCAGCACAAAAUUAAAUUUCGUGAAAUAGCUUGUAAUCUUCUUUACAGAAGUUUAAAACGUAGAGCCUGCAAAGUACCAACAGCAGUUAGCAGAGAAGCACUGAAAACGGGCUUCUCAUCAGGUGACCUGAAGUCAGCAAGCAAACUGAGGGAGAGGAAAUCCAUGUUCCAAUGUGUAGUCGAACUCUUGAAGGCUGUCUUUAUUGUUUCCUACCACGUAUGAAACACAGCCAUCCUCAGAGAACUGUGGUGCCUGUUUGUUGUUUUUUUGUUUUUGUUUUUGUUUUUUAAUUUGCAAGUUCAGAAGCACCCAUAGGCAUUUGCUUUUUAGAAAUGUCUACUGCAAUGGCAAAGAUAUUUCCAGUGCACCGUAUCUUUGAAAGUGUUGCAUGAGUUAGAUUGGAUUAUGUCAUUUUGAUGUAUUAGAACCAAGGAAAACCCAGUUUUCAUGUAUGAAUCACUUUUUUUUGUAAACAUGUGGUUAAAAUAAAAUUUUUGUGGUCUUUCUGAAUCUUAAUAUUUUACAGCCAGAUGAAAAUCUGAACACUCUAAUAGUCUUUUUGCGGGAAUAGGCAGAGUAUUAGUUCUGUUACUUUCUAAAUUGCAGCUGACUAAGCACUUUUCUGGUCAACCACACGCUCUGGAAGUAUGUAUACUUCUUUGGAUUAGGAUCUCCUGAGGAUCCUUCAUUACAUGUAAACAUUUAACAGAAAGCAUUUUCGACCAUGAAGAAGUCUGUUACAUAGCUUGUCUCAUUGAAUAUUCUUGUACUUAUGAUACCAGAUGAUGCAAACCAAGUCAAAUUUUUCUACAUCAUGAUGUGGUUUUUCUUCAUUCUUUUAUUUUUAUAAUUUUAGCAGUGGUUUUUUAUUUUGUUUUUAAUAAAUUAAAAUUAACUUUUGAUAAUGUUUACUUUAAGACAUAGCAUGCGAAAAAGUUAAACUUAACAACUUUUUUUUAAGGGCUGUUCAUUUAAUCUGAAUCUUCCUUUAUUUUCACCUUUUCAUAAUAUACAAAAGUGAGUAUGUGAUAUAUGUGUCAUAUAAUCAUUCUUUGGGUUAAGGAAAUUGAGAAAAUACUUAAGUUCACAUCCUAAAUUUAUUUUAUUAGAAUUAAACUAGCUAUGGUUUCCUAAAAACAUAACACUAAAAAAAAAAAAAAAAGGCGGGGGGUUGCUUAUUGGCAGCAAGAAACAGCAGUUGUUUAUUUUAUAAUAAAUGUAGGAACACAUUUCAGAAGCCACAGCACUAUUUGUUUUACCACUAAUGUUUGCACUAUUUAUUUUUUAAUACUUUAAAAGCUUUUUAAUUCAUAAAAUUAUAAUUGAAAUUUGUGGUAUGUAUUUACAAACAUGUCUACAAAAUAUUACAGCUUGUAUUAUCUUUAGUAAAUCUUUCAAUGCACAUAGAACUCCUAACCUUGCUCAUCUAAAGAAAGAAAGACUUGGUACACAGUCUGAUGGUUCAGUCUUGUGGAUUUCUGUCUUUUUUGGUACUUGCAUUUGACUUAAGAUGUAUCUGUGAAAAUGGUGAUACAUGGAGAUGCCUACCUCAAUAGUUCAUGGAAUAAGAGACCCAGUGUUGUGUCUAAUGUUCUUCAAAAAUUAGUAUCCUCACUUGGACAGUGUCAAAUAUAUUUACUUUGAGGGUUGACUUAUAUAAGGUGCCCUGUAAGGACUCUGUUAAACAUAGUCUUGCCAUAUCAUUUACAGUGGCUCAAUCAUUUUCAGAGUAAGAAGAGUUCUGUUGAUGUAAGGAACAUCUAUAUUGUUUCACUCCUUUGUAGACAUGAAUUUCUAAUAAAUUGUUCCUUGCACUGUAACAGAGAUCCCUUUUUCAACAAUCUUAUUUCAGAAAGCAUUCUUGGACUAGAAAGAAUUUAAUCAUCUUUUAGUCCUUAGCACCAUUAAGAGGCUGGAGCAGUUUUCAGUUUUAAAUGAGUCAAAUGUGUGUUUGGGACUGCUUGGCAGGACUGUAUAUUUCUUAUUCAGAACCCUUGAUAAGGCUCUAUUUUAAAAACAUUCUUCUGACAGAAAGCACUAUACAUCCUAUUGUUUCUUCCUUUCUAAAAUCAGCCUUCUUUGUGACAAAAAAAAAUGUACAUUGAUUAUUUCUAGAGAGAUGGAGGUAAAGGUCUAAUACUACUUAGCCUUAAGUGUUUCUGUCAUUGUUCAAAUGUAUUUUCUGUAACAGAAACAUCUGGAAUGUUUUUCCCCCUUAUAAAUUGUAAUUCCUGGAAUACUGCUGCUUUAAAAAGUCUCAUGGUCAGAUUAUAUAAUCUUAACAAUUGAAUAUUGUAAAUACACUUGUCUUACCUCUCAAUAAAAGGGUACUUUUCUACUAA
Messenger RNA from Oryctolagus cuniculus (rabbit), 3104 nucleotides. Lineage: Eukaryota; Metazoa; Chordata; Mammalia; Lagomorpha; Leporidae. The record is from RefSeq and is a predicted model, not a curated record.